Chinchilla lanigera (long-tailed chinchilla) is the source of this 1251-nucleotide messenger RNA. RefSeq names its product translation initiation factor IF-2-like. NCBI's taxonomy places the organism in Eukaryota, Metazoa, Chordata, Mammalia, Rodentia, Chinchillidae. The record is from RefSeq and is a predicted model, not a curated record. The coding region runs from base 1 to 549 and encodes 182 amino acids. The transcript has 3 exons.
AUGCUCGCAACACCCCCAGCAGGGGCCCAGCCACACGGCGAACCACAAAGCCCCGCGGCCGCGGCGCUGGGCACGGAGCGGGGCGGGGCGGGGAAAAAGACUGGGGGCCCAAACACCCCGAGACUCGCUUUCUUCCGCGGCUCGCGAUGUCGCCCAGCUACCUCCCCGGCCUGCCCCCACCCUGCGCCCGGCGCGGAGGCUGGCAGACGCUCAUCCUUCGCGCGGAAGAGGCCGGGGGAACGGAAGGGGGAGAGGCGCACUGGUGCUGAGGAAGCGCCCGGCCCGGACGGCAGAGCUGUGAAUGAGCCCACGCAGGGCGAGUGCAGAAUUUGCUCCAGGCAGCAGCUGGUGGCUCGGCACGGUGCAGGGGCGGAGCCCGCCGCCCGGGACGGCCCGCCCCGCUCCUCUCCAGCACCUUUACAAAGGAUGGAGCUGCGGACCCCGAAGGCCGGUCCUGCUGGGGGAGGGGAGACCGCGGCCCCCUCCUGCUCCUUCCCCGGGGACGUGCGUCCUGCGCUCUUUCAUUGUUCCUUUCUCCUGCCAUGUUGACCUUGAUACGGAGUGAAGGAUGCUUAUUUGAAUUUUGAAACAAGAUCCCCACCCCCAUUUUAAUCUUCCCACUGCCAGAAGCAGCUGAGAUAGUGGGUUCUCCCCCCAUUUAAACCAUAUAAACCGAUGAGUUCAGUUAUAAUAACAACAAGAAGAAACACUCAUAUUUUUCAAAUAUUUUAAGAUAAUUGGAAAAAUCAGCCCAAACUUAAAAAUAAGAGGAAGGCGCAUGGCUGUUAGGGUCACAGACGGACUGUUUGGCGGGUCCGCCCAAGGGUAGUUCAUGCUUCCCUGUGCCUCACGUUAUUGACUCACUCAGACAUGGUGACCUUACACAUUAAGCUUGCACGUCCUACCCCGUCUAUCCAACAGAAAACGCAGUGUCGGCGUUUAAGGUUUUCUCCUAGUGUAGGAUUUACCCAGUUUUGCAUCUCACCCAACUAAAAUUCUUUCUAAUGCCUGUAAAUACUCAAAUCUCCAAAAAUGUUCCUCCAGCCAUCUUCACCACGUGUACAGUGUCCCUCACUCAUAGAUGAACAGGUCUCUGAUGACUGCAUUCUUGGGAGGGUCCUGCUUUUAACCUUCAAAAGUUAUACUUUGAAAAACCAAAAUUGAAUUUUCAAGGAAAAAUGGGUUUCAUUAAAGCUCUUUACAAUCUUAUUUUAAUCUCUUCAGAUAAAAUAAAAGACCAAUGUGAUCGUU